ACAGAUGGCACUGUACGACAUAUAAAUUUAAUAUAAAUUGCGUGGAAGUCGUAAACAUAUAAUAAGCAAUAGAGUUUCUUAUACACGUAAUAUGUUAAAAAAUCACGAAUAGAAUUAUAAAAGUAUAUAUGACUUUUAUUGCCAAUAUUAUGUAGAGGCAAGUUUUUUCAAUGAAUAUAUUCAUAUGGGAUACAAAGUAAAUUCAGUAAAUAUGAAUUUCAAUAAUAAAAAUGUUACCUCUACAUUUGGUUUUACUACGGCUGGUGGUAGUUCAAUCAAAGUGUCUCAUACAGCAUUAUCGAAAGCACAGCAACUUUUUAAAGACGAAUUAAAUGAAACUGUCAAAGAUGAAGAAGCAUCGAAAUUUCAAAUUCAAACCAAGAUACCUGAUGCGAAAGUAGAAAAUACUGGAUUUCAAAUGUUAAAUGGUGAAUCUCUUGAGACAAGGAAUGGAGCAUUAUUAAAAGGAGUAUUACAUUCUGCAAAAAUCAUAGAUAAUAAGAAAAAUGCCAUUGUCCCUUCUGGAUUCAAAACCGCUAGUGGCAGAUCAAUUGAUAUUUCUGAUGAAGUCUUGUCAAAAGCAGUUCAACAAUUUGAAGAUAACAUAGAGGCACAGACUAAUGAAUUUAAUAUGUGUGAAAUCAAUAAUAAAUUUCAAAUCACAGACGAAAUGUUAUUUCAUAAAGAAACCAUAGAGAGUUCAAUAAAUGCAAUGCCUUUGAUAGGUUUUAGUACUGCAGGAGGUAGUUCAAUUAAUGUUUCCAAAAAAGCUUUGACAAAAGCAAAGCAGUUAUUUGCAAAUGAUUUAGAGGAUGCACAUGAAUUUGAAGACAUGCAUGUAGUUGAAGAACAGUUGAACAAACAAGAAAUACAAGUUAAAAACAUUGGGUUUCAAACUGCAAGUGGUCAGGAUAUGAAUAUCUCAGAGGAAGCUUUAUUAAAAGCAAAAACAUUGUUUAAUGAAGAAACCUUGGAAGAUUUUGAAAGUAGUACCUUUUUAACUAAAUCUUUGCAGAAACGCAAAAUAAAAGAUUUAGAUGAGGAUGUUCCGGUAAAUAAACAAGUACCAUCUAAUCAGUUUAAAAAGUUACGAUUUAGUGGACAGUUUGAAAUUCAAAGAAAUGUUCACAAGAAUGUAACAAAUACUGAAAAUCAAAAUCAUGCAGUUCCUUCAAAAUCAAUUGAAAUUUCAAUUGCAACCAAUGAUGUUGAUAAAUUAGUUGAUAAUAUCCAACAGAGUGAAAUGAAUUCAGAGAAUAAUGAAAUAGAUGAUAAUUGCUUGAUUUCACAUGAAAUUAUAGAGAGUGCAGCUGCACUUUUAGCAGAUGAAAAAAGUUCAGAUUCCUGUGAGCAAUGGAUUUCACCCGUAGAAAAUAUGGAGAAUAGAGAUGUUUUAAAUGUACCAUCUAGUCCUGUAAUAGGUGGACAAUUUAUUCCUAAAAAGCGAAAAAGUAUAAUGAAAGGUAAAAAAAAGAAAAGUCUCAAUGGCUUGAAGAAUAAAAAGCAUAAAUCUGUCCACAUAGAGGAAUCAGAACAAUUAAACGAUAAUUGUGUAAACUCAAAUCAUUGUAUGAAAGAAGAAACUGAUUUAUUAACAGAAAAGCAAGAAUUCACAAAUAAAGAAGAGAAAGUUGUUAGUGAUUUUGGUGACACGCAAUUAAUGAUGUUCUUCAUGGAUGAAUCUGCAAAUAUCUUAGAAAAACGUUUAGAAGCUGGCUUAGAACAAGAUAGACAGAUCAAGUUGAAAGAGACUAAUAAACCAAAGCCAACAAUUAGUGUACUAUAUUUCCAUAGGAAAACUAAUCGUAAUAAUCGUGUAUCUUGGAGAGAAAUUAGUAAAGGGGGUACACCUAUUCUAUGUACAUAUGAAGAGCUUGUUAAACGAAAAUUUCCACCAGAAAUUUUGGAUGUAACAGCUGAUAAUGCAGAAGAAUACAAAUUUCAGUGUAAAGAUUUUUAUGAGCAAGAUAUAGUACAAAAUAAUAUUGAGGGUAUACAACUGGAAGAUGGAGCACAUUUGAUUCUAGAUGAAAAUGGUUAUGUAGGGAUAACAAAUAUUAGGAGAUCUUUUUUAGCAAGUCCAGGAGUGGAUCCUAAGUUGAUUCCUACUGGAUGGGUGGAAAAUCAUUAUAAGUGGAUUGUAUGGAAGUUAGCAUCAAUGGACAGAAUAAAAUUUACUUCAGUUACUUUGCCAAGAGCAUUGACUCCUGCUAGAGUAAUGAUGGAAUUAAAAUAUCGUUAUGAUCGGGAAAUUGACAGAUCUGAAAGAUCUGCUUUAAGAAAAAUUUUAGAAAAAGAUGAUGUGGCAUCUAAGAGGAUAGUUUUGUGUGUAUCAUGUAUUUCUGAUUGUGAGGAUACUGCCAUUUUAAAUCAAAGUUCAGCUCAGUUGAAAACAUCAUCAAAAAAAGUAGUGUUGACGGAUGGAUGGUAUAGUGUUCAAGCAUUUAUUGAUCAAGCAAUGAUUCAAAAUGUAAUAUCUGGUAAAGUAAAAGAAGGGACAAAAUUAAUGAUAUACGGAUCUGAAUUAUUAAAUAGUGAUCAAGGAUGUUCACCCUUAGAAGUCCCAGAAAAUGUAUGUUUAAAAAUACAUACAAAUUCUACGAGAAGAGCAAGGUGGGAUACAAAAUUGGGAUAUAUAGCACCUUCGGGGCCAAUGUGUAUUAAAUUAAAAAGUAUUUGCCCUAAGGGUGGUUUAAUUGGGAAAAUUAAAGUUUUAAUUGCGAGAGUAUAUCCAAUUCUGUAUUACGAGAAAACUGCAAGUGGAGAAUCCAUUUUCCGUAAUGCGAGAUGUGAAGAGAAAGCUAAUAUUGCUUAUGAAAAGGAAUAUCGAUCGAUAAUAGAGGCAUUUUACACCAAAGCAGAGACAAAUUUUUCUACAAGAAGAAGAAAAAAUGUUUCAAAUCCAGAUAGUAUUGAUUUAGCAGCAAUUGAUUUGGAUGAAGAUUGUGAAAGAUUGUCAAAAAAGGAAUUUAUUACAAAACAAGAACAAGAGCAACUAAUAAAUAAAUGUCGCAUGAAAGAAGAAAGCUUAAGGCAAAAAUUGGAAUCUCGAUUGCAAGAAAGUUUACCACCGCCACGACAAGUGACACCAGUUUUAAAAAUUCGAGUUAUUGAAGAAGAGUCAAGCGCUAUUCUUUCAAUUUGGUCUCCUAAUGAAGAACUUCCAGAUAUUCUAAAAGAAGGAAAUUACGUAUCGAUUUGUAAUAUUACGUCUUUGGCGAAAAGGGGUAAUGAGUCGCAAUUAAGUACAAGUCGAAAUACAUUAUUUAAUCGAAUAAAUGAUUCUAAUAUAAUUUAUCCUCGGAGAAUUUAUACAGCAUUAUGUGAUAUAAAUAAAUCCACCUUUGCUCCAACUUAUGGAGAAUUUGAUACUGUGGGAAUUGUUGUUUCUAUUGGCAAUGAACCAAAUGGUAUGAAAAAUUUUGAAAGUGUAUAUUUCGCGUAUCCAUCUACGAAUUCUGAGUCUUCGUAUUUGUCAGUACUGUUUUGGAAUGGGAUAGCCACUCACGGAUAUGCCGAAAUUUUGACUGUGGGAUCUUUCGUUGCUUGUAGUAAUUUAGAAUGGCGACGAGCUACAUCGUGGAAUAUACCAAUAGCCUAUUGCACAGAACGAAGUACUUUCACGCGAAAUCCUCGGCAAAAUCAUCUUCAACAACCAUUCGAAGAUUUAAAGCGCUUGAUUAUGGACAAUAAUACAUAUAUAACUAAAUGUGCGGCAGAAAUUUUAGAAGAAGCUCCAAAAAAAUCUAUAACUAGAAUGUCGGAUCACUAUACGCCAGAUAGGAAUAUUGACAAAUUUUUAUCGAAAGAAAAUAGUAAUUACUCAUUGCCAGAACUUUCACGAAGGAGUUUAACAAAUAAUGAAACAGUAAAAUCUGCUUCCAUACAAAGGCGACUUGAAAAACUACAAUAUUAUGGUGAACCAUCAAGUCUAUCUCCAAUUGUGCUCAAAAAUAGCUCGAAGCGUGUAUUAUUAGAUUUUCAAUCCCCUGUUCGAUCAUCAAGUGCGAAACCAGAAAAAGCUCAGAUAUCAUUAAGUACAAAAUUUGCACAAAAUCCCAGAUGAUAAUUUAUAUAUCUUCAAGUGUUAGGUAUUUAUCAAAUGAUUGGAUUGUUGUUAAUUUAAUAUCCAAUGGAAUGUAUAAACUAUUUAUAAUAUUUUGUGUAUAAUAAAUUAUUUGUUAAACUUUCAUGGUA
Molecule: messenger RNA, 4197 nt
Organism: Hylaeus volcanicus
Lineage: Eukaryota; Metazoa; Arthropoda; Insecta; Hymenoptera; Colletidae
Product: breast cancer type 2 susceptibility protein homolog
Exons: 12
Coding region: 185-4066 (1293 amino acids)
Biological process (GO): regulation of DNA-templated transcription; double-strand break repair via homologous recombination
Source: RefSeq, a predicted model, not a curated record